This is a messenger RNA of Malus domestica (apple), 723 nucleotides long. RefSeq lists its product as uncharacterized. The record is from RefSeq and is a predicted model, not a curated record. NCBI's taxonomy places the organism in Eukaryota, Viridiplantae, Streptophyta, Magnoliopsida, Rosales, Rosaceae.
AUGGGGUUUACAGUGUCGCAAUGUGAUACAAGUUUGUUUUUCAAACAUGAUGGAACAAAUGUUAUUACAUUAUUGUUGUAUGUUGAUGAUAUUAUAUUUACAGGAUCUAAUGAAACUAAAUUUCAGAUUCAGUACAGGCAUAAUGGUGAUAUUUUCUUGAAUCAAUCCAAGUAUGCCAAAGAUUUGAUCCAUAAAGCUAGUAUGGAUAGUUGUAAACCUGCAUCCACAUCAUGUAAGCCACACACUCAGCUCUUUGUAACUGAAGGAACUCCUCUAGGUGAUCCUACUAUGUAUAGAAAUCGUGUUGGUGCCUUACAGUACCUCACAUUCAUCAGACCGGAUCUUUCUUAUGCUGGGAACAUGGCUUGUCAGUAUAUGAAUCAACCUACUGAUGUACACUAUGGUCUUAUGAAAAGAAUCCUCAUAUAUGUUCAAGGUACUGUCACUUGUGGUAUUACUUGUUCUACAAGUCAUGACAACUAUAUUACUACAUUCUUUGAUUCGGAUUGGGCAGUUGAUCCUAAUACUAGAAGGUGUAUUACUGGUUUUGUGAUGUAUGUGCGACACAAUCCCAUCUCUUGGCAAUCCAAGAAACAUUCAUCAGUUUCUAGAAGCUCCACUGAGGCAAAAUAUAAGGCCUUGGCACAUUGUGCAGCUGAUAUUAAACAUUUAUUGUGCAAAGAGAAGUAUGCAAUUGAGCCAUGUGGAUAUAAUGAAGCCUAG